Messenger RNA from Zingiber officinale, 1045 nucleotides. RefSeq lists its product as uncharacterized. The transcript has 4 exons. Bases 254 to 949 code for a protein of 231 amino acids. NCBI's taxonomy places the organism in Eukaryota, Viridiplantae, Streptophyta, Magnoliopsida, Zingiberales, Zingiberaceae. The record is from RefSeq and is a predicted model, not a curated record.
UUCAUCGUGAGUAGUCGUUGUGUGCGUGUGUUCUUCCUCCCCUUCGUUCGAACCCUAGACCCGCCCCCGGAUCUGAAGUCGCCUCCUUGCCUCCCCUUCCUCGAUCGAUCCGCCUGCUUAAUCUCGUCCAUCUCGGUUGGAUCGCCGCAUCUCCGAUCCUCUCCGGCCGUCUCAUUGAGGAAAUUUAGCAAGGAAAUCAAUAGGACAGUGAUCUUUGGACAAAACAGUGUUAAAUGCAAGUGAAGUUGAAUCAAUGGGGAAUGUUGUCAGUUCAGUAACAUCUGGGUUUAUCAAUGUCAUUGGCGACAUAUUUGGAGCUCCAUUAGAUUUUCUCUCUGGCAAAUCGUGCAGCUCAGUAUGCGAACCGACAUGGGAUCUUUUGUGCUACAUCGAAAAUUUCUGUGUUGCCAAUCUUGUGAAGAUGGUUGCAGUUCUUGCUCUCCUUUAUGCUGUGCUGCUGUUUGUCUACGUGCUCUACAAAAUCGGAUGUUGGCAAUGCGUUUGCAAGGGAGGUUGCAGGAUGCUCUGGCAAUGCUUAAUGUCUUGCUACUCGUCUUGUGAGUAUGGCUGCAUGUUUGUGUGGUUUAAGUUGAAGAAUGCCAAAGAAGAUCGUCGGAGGAGGAUGGAAGUUUACGAACUGAGUUCGAGCGGAGUUGGAUCAGACGAGAGCAUAUCAUACGUGCAUACACCAAGGUCAGUUAGAUUUGCCAGAUCUCUUUCUCGGAGAUCAAGGGAACGACGAAGGAUUCAACUGGAGAGAUCUUUGAGGGCGAGGAGUCACCGGGUGAGAGUCGGGAUUAGUCAGCACUCUGUACGCGUCAAUGGCGAGGAACCAAGGAGGCUUCACAGGCAUGGAGAUGUGCUGCAUGACGUUAAGGUCACUCAUACAUCAAGGUUUGUACAGAAAGGCAAUGGGAAGAGGAUUCAUAAGAGGAGGCUGUGGGAGUAAUUAUAUGAAUAUAUAGUUAUAAAAAAAAUAUUACACCAAGUAAAAUAAAAAUAUUUGUUUAUGAAAAAAUAAAUGAGCCUUAAUAAAUGGAUUAAU